Bombus impatiens (common eastern bumble bee) is the source of this 4281-nucleotide messenger RNA. Its product is annotated as RDS/peripherin-like protein xRDS35. NCBI's taxonomy places the organism in Eukaryota, Metazoa, Arthropoda, Insecta, Hymenoptera, Apidae. Bases 231 to 920 code for a protein of 229 amino acids. The transcript is spliced from 6 exons. The record is from RefSeq and is a predicted model, not a curated record. Gene Ontology annotation, cellular component: membrane.
AGUGACGGACAAGCGUUAUUCUGUUCCAUCGAUACUGGCGUCGAUUGAGAACAUUGCAGUUAAACGACGCUAAACAACAACUGGGCCACCGUACCUGCCACGACUUGUUACCGCUACAAUCUAUUUUCAACGUGUGUUUACGUGGGAAUAAAAGUGACGCGGAAUAACCAUAUCCAAACGUGGAUAUUAAGGCAGAUAUUAAACGAGAAGUGAAGAUUGCCAAGCCAGGGAUGAACCUGAGACUGUUCCUAUGGACUCUGAUAGGCUUGUUCAUGGUGCUCGUUGGCUGCUUCAUGGCCAGCAUCUGCUUCUCUACAGCGGAUCUUUUAACGGUUCAACUUAGGCAAACUCUUCACGAGGGUAUGAAAAGAUACUUCACAGAUGUGUCAUGGAAGCGAAAAAUAGACAGCAUGCAGGUUAACAUGCAGUGUUGUGGAAUAGAUUCGUCCGACGAUUGGCACAAGACAUAUUGGCUGCAACGGGAGUUUCUUGUGCUUGACUCGCCGGAUAUCUUGAGGUACGCGAAAGUGGAUGGUCGCGUGACACCGCCGGUGGUGCCGUGGAGUUGCUGCCGAAUCAACGUAAAGGGUCCGUGCUAUCACGAUCCGCUUCAGCUGCCAAAUUCGGAACAAAACUCCACUUACGACAGCCUAAACCCUCGGGGCUGUCUCGUCGCCAUCAAGAGCGUGCUAAACGGAACGCUCUAUUCCACCGUAGUCCUGAUCGCGUUUCUGUUUGUGUUACAGAUUUCGGUGAGCGUAUUGUCGAGGUUCGACUUCACUGCCGCGAGGAACGCGGUGGCGCUUGGAGAUCGGUGGGCAGCUUCACCGGGUUGGCUCUAUGGCCGUCUGGAUUUUGGCUUAGCCAGCGGACCUAAUCUCUGCCAGAUCGAUCGGAUAACCAAAGCAUCGUGUAUAUAAUGCCGAUCAAUCGAAUACCACGCAAAACGACGUUCUCUGCACGGUACUAGUAAAAUUGCUCGUUACAACGAUGAUGGAACGACAGUCUCAACAGAGAGAAAAGGAAGUCGAUGGAAGAAGAAUCGGUGUGGGACUGGUGGACAGGAUGAAGGGAGGAGCUACAAAAGGCUGGAUAUCAUAAACGACAAUGAAACUCCCGAAGGAAGCUGGAACAAAGCGAGAUAGUGGCGGUGUAUACGUGUGCAACUUUGAAAGGACAGUGACGACGUACAGUGUGGACGUUGGAUCGAGGAAGGGAAGAAGGAAAGAAAGAAAGGGGCAGAACGACACGCCGGGGAUCGCUCGAGUUUCUCUGAUCGGUCAAUAACGAUUUCCCGGGAAUAUAAAUGUCUCCGCGAGCAGUCGUCCGGGCUGUUCGAUUCGGCCCGUGUCCGGCAUUGCCUUUUAAUCUUGUAGCUUUGCCUCUUUUAAUCUCGUUCCAUCGACCGGCUGCGCCCUUCCAUGCCGCUCUUUUCCGUCCACUCGUUCAUUCGAUGCAAUUUCUCGUUUCGUACGUACGGUCGAAAUCAUCGCUCAUUCGACUGUACGAAAAAACCUGCUGGUUGCAUGAGAAUCGUUAAUCUUGACGGAUGAACCGAAGAUGGAACAUCGUUUCGUGUAACGAUUGGAAAAUAGUAAUUAUUCCAUGUAUAAUUGCGUCUUAUUUCUGUUUAUCAAAUUAAUUUCAUUGGUCGUUUUUAAAUUGAAAACCUGUUUCAGACAUAGAAAAUUCAAGAACAGUUUAAACAUAAGAAGAAUCCUCAAUUCCUGUACUACUGUACCAUUUUCGAUAGGAUCGCGACAAAAUUCCAAUUGCCUCUCACAUUCUCGCCAUCGAUAUCCUAUCAAACUUCUACAGCUCUAAACGCACACCAAACUACUGAAACAAAAAUACAAAUAAUACAUUUACCAACAUUUUCUUCGGUCUCCUCUUAUUAACGGAGAACGGAUUCGUCAGCCAGAUGAGAUCUUCAACGCAAGAGAGUUCGAUUCUGAUCAGAAAACUUCAAUACCCGGAACGAUUCUUUGCUUUAGCCGAAAAAGAAACUGUUCUCGGUGAGUGAAACCGUACCUUAAAGUACACGUAUUCAUAUGUAACUUCGAAUCUUCUUCAAUUUUUCCGAUGAUAUACCUCUAAACGCCUUGAAACGAUACUAUGCGCAAAGCUUCUUCCGGUUCUUCCUCGAGCUAUCUUUUACAGGCUUCGAAACGAUGUAUCAGUAAAGAGAAAGAUUGCAGGGAAGAUUUGGAAGAGUAGGUUCGUCUCGGGGCACACUGAAUUUCCUCGAGGGAGAAAUUGUUGCAGGCAGCAGCCUCGACGGUGCUUUCAUCAGCGACAGAUUUUUCUCAUCGAACGCUAAACUUGCGGGGCGAGGUGUGACGCGCGUGCGAGAGUCUGUAAAGCUCGCUUUUGUCACUUUCCCUGGCUCGUGCAUCGAAAAUCCACGCCCUUUGACGCCUCUGGAAAGUUGCUGCCGACAGCGAUCAGGUUUGACGGGCAAUCGACACCGAUAAUCAAAGGUUCGUUCUUUUUUCCUUUGCCACUGAACAAUUUUUACGUAGAACGCAAAAAUUCAAUUACACCACCUGGACCACUCAAGCUUGCAACAUUUUUCUUUUUUCUUCCGCUUUUUUUUCUCUGCGCGUUUAGAAGUAACUUAAACAGCCAAGAACCAUUCUACCACUUACGACGCAGCACUAUUGUUAGAAAAAUGAAGUUUCUGUACGCGCAGCUUACUCGAUAACCGCAAUUUAUGCUUUAUUAUAAGCAAAAAAAUAGAAAAUGGACGGAAGGGGUGAAAAUACAGAAUUUUGAAUUUUAGAGUAAUCCGCGAUGAUCGGAACACGGAUAAAAGUUCGAUAUCGCAAAUAUAGAAAAGAGAAACAUUCGUAUCGGGACUGAAAACGCAACGUCCAUUGUUCCCCUAUAUUUUCGGUUAUUUAAGCUUAUCAUUGGCCCGACGAUUCCGUGGGAUCAUGGGAGAUGGAUCAGGAUAUUUAGAGUGGCGCAUCAAUCUCGCAUCGAGCUCCCAAAUGGCCGUUCGGUUGCUCGCAAAUCCACGUCGUUUCACCGGCCGGUGCAUUAAACAGGAUUUAUAUUUCCUCGAAUAGGAGCCGAUGGGAUCGAUCGGUAUUGUCGACUGAAAGUAGCGCCAUUUUGCAUCUUAUUUAAGGGAACCGUGCACAUGUGAGCAAUUCGCGAUUCAGUAAAAAGAAUCACCUCUAUACAUUUUCAAAUUGGUUCCAAAUUUUAUCAGUACAAUUACGACAGCCGUGUCUCAUUACAGCGCGAACAAAAGUUCAAAAUGUUUUGUAUAAUAUAUACAAUACAAGCAUAAAGAUUUUUCAUGAUAAGUAUUCAAAUAUUUUCGUGAACCAAUGUAUCCACCACAUUAUAAAAAAUUCUACUGUACUCUGUUUAAGGCAUUGAGUUUACGAUAUUUCCAUUUUUGUGUGUCUUCGUCCCAUUAAGUUUCGAUUUUAUGAAUUCUUCGUUGGUUAUUACGGUUUGCACCGCACCUCGCAUGUAGAUCUACGAUAUUCUGGUUGAGUUUACUGGUGCCGGUGCAAGGGAUCGGCAUCCGUAUACCGGGAACGAUAAUCUCAGAGGGUGAAACCAAGUCUUGUAAAUCCGUGGAAUAACACGAUGUCUGGUUGUGUCGUUGCGUUGAGGAGGGUCACAGGAUUUUCUACGGAUAAAGGAUAUACACUGGGUUAGAUUACGCCUGCGAAAGCGUUAAAGCGAUUAAAAGAUAGGACUCUGAAUGGGAAUUUAAAAAUCAAACGGUUCGGUUGAAGAAUAUUCAUUAAAAAUUCAUUCCAUUCAGCUCUCAAAACGCAAAUAACUUAUUUCCACUUAUCUUAAAGACGUUAUUUAUUACAAGAAGAUGGCGCAGACAUUGCUAAAUUUUCGGACAAACUUUUAGAAACACUAUUUGUAACAUUACUUUUCUCCCCUUUUUCACUCGAUGUAACCUUUAAAAUCUCUAUAAUCUUUAAAUUCUGUUCGACGAAAUAGCGAAAUUUCAAUCGUGAAUUCAGCCACGAAAGAAUUCGCGGAAAACGAGCGGAGAAUCCGAGACACGCGGUGAAGCAGCGACAGAAAGUCGACUCUCGAUUAGGAGGACAGGCGACGAUCGAGUGAGAUCCCGUCCGUCAGAGUGGUUCUCAGUGGAGAAUCGAGCGACUUGGCGUGGCUCUUGACAAUAUCUACGGCAAGAAGGAAACCGACGAAAGGGUUCGGUGGAUCGUGGUAACAGUCGGUCGGGUCGCAUAAAUCAGCUGCACGAGACCCUCGAGCGGCAGAGGUGUCGGGGCCGGC